This is a messenger RNA of Setaria italica (foxtail millet), 686 nucleotides long. RefSeq lists its product as uncharacterized. The record is from RefSeq and is a predicted model, not a curated record. Bases 133 to 411 code for a protein of 92 amino acids. Gene Ontology annotation, cellular component: mitochondrion. NCBI's taxonomy places the organism in Eukaryota, Viridiplantae, Streptophyta, Magnoliopsida, Poales, Poaceae. The transcript is spliced from 3 exons.
ACCCACCAGUGCAAGGGGAGAGAGAAAAUCUUGCCGUCAAUGUCCGCGCUCCCUUCCAAGGGCGCUAGGGUUUAACCCCAACUGCUCGAUCCAUCCCUUCCCAGUCCGAUUCGGUACCAUCGGGGCGGCGAUAUGGGGUACCUCCAGGAGGCUAGGGAGAAUCACGUCAAGAAGAAGGUCGAGGAAGCUUUGCGCAGCAAAAUGAAACAAAAGGCCCUUAAGGAAUGUGAUUUUUAUUGUUCAAAGUAUGCUGAGUGUGCUAGAGGAAGAACAUUUUCUGUGGUAUGGCAAUGCCGUAAACAAGCAAAAGAGUUGAAUGAAUGCCUUCAUCAGUUCACAAAUGAUUCAGUCCUGGAAGAAAUGAAGAAAGCAUACAUGGUUGAGCAAGAGAGCAAGGAGAUGAAACAAUAAGCAUCACACAAUGGACAAUGGGCAUCACGUUGUUCUUGUUUGUACGUAUACUGUUGCUUUUGGUGCAUGCUAAAUUCAUGCAUAACCUGAAAUUAGCAUAAGGCAUCAUUGUCUAAGUUUCUGUCAAGUACACAAUCAGAUGUUACCAUCUGUUUCAAUUUUCAUCUCAAAUAGAUUUCUUAUUUGAUGAAGAUAAUUUGGUUGCUUUUUGUUUCCCUAUUACUGGUAGCUCUGAUUUUGCCAUUAGUGUGGAAGAUAUUGGAUUCAGAAUCAAA